Corticium candelabrum is the source of this 1705-nucleotide messenger RNA. RefSeq lists its product as uncharacterized. NCBI's taxonomy places the organism in Eukaryota, Metazoa, Porifera, Homoscleromorpha, Homosclerophorida, Plakinidae. The transcript has 7 exons. Bases 85 to 1017 code for a protein of 310 amino acids. The record is from RefSeq and is a predicted model, not a curated record.
UGGACCGUCAACGCUUUUAAAAUUAAUAUUACCUAUCAUUGGGGAAAUAACGUCAACCAGUCAAACGGACGAAAAUAUCGGACAAUGUUCAAGCCGUUUUACAGAAAGCUCACAGUCAAUGGUACUACAAAGGAAUACGAUGGUGUGCGCCUACGAUAUACAGCUGCGCUACCUAAUUCUACGAGAUUUUAUUCAGAAACAGCGACUUUACGUAUCGGUGAUCUUCCCACAAUCUCAGAGCAAUCGGCAAUUAUAACGAGUAACUCAAAAUCUCGUGUAAAAGCUUGUUUCAACGUUACCGGAAAUCCAAAGCCUUCUCUGAAAAUUGAUCAACAAGCCAACCAAAUCGUCAACAGUUCUGUUGAAUUAGAAGAAAACUGUAUCUACUUCGUGCUUCAAAACGUCAAAGAUGCAGAAAAUGUUACUGUGGCAGCAGAAAACUGUUUUGGACAGUCAAAUGUUACAAUUAGUGUUCCAAAAUUUCAAAGCACUCCAAAUCCUCAAAACGUUAAAUCCAAUACUCCACCUAUUAUUACUUACAAUGCAGUCGGUACCCGCAAACCGUCUGAAUCAUCUGUUUCUUCAUACAUAAUCGGUGCAACGACAAAAAACACUGCAGAAGAAAAUGACAAUAAGACUUCAUCAGGAUUUCCAAUUUGGGCAUCAGCAAUUAUUGCCAUUAUUAGUAUUGCAGCGCUAAUACUUGUUGUCUUUCUCAUCAUAUGUUACGUUAGAAAGAAACGACUAUCAAGAGCAGCAAGUCAAGAAUCAAAGGACGAUGACAUGAUGGAAUCAGAACCAACUGUGUAUGCAAUACCAAUAAAGAAGCGAGCGGUGGUAUCACCUUUCAUUAAAGAGUCUGCAACUGUAACAGCAGAACCGCAGCCAUCAAUGGUCCUAGCAAGCAAGCAUGCAUUAGACUCUUCGCCAACUAACCCACUCGAAUGUCUUCUUUACUCGACUUUGUCUCAAGCUGAGACCAACAUGGUCUCUCAGGUAAUUCCAAUAAGCAAAUAAUUCUAAUGCAUACAAACUAGUUACAAUAGAAUCGUUCUUGAAGCGAAUUUCAGAAACAAAUGUUUGAAUCUCUUGGCAGUAAACAGUAAGCAAAAAAUAGCCACGUUAUGUCUAUUAGACCUCUGCAGUUUAGCUAGUAAGAGUGUGUUGUGCAACAUUACUGUACGCAAGUUAGCAUUCGCAGCUACCUUCUCAUCAUGUAACUGUUUGUUACUAUUCAAGUGAAUUAUCGAUCCUAUUUUAUUUAGGGCGUCAAGCUUGACGAAUCUGAGUUACUUUGCGAAGAAGACGCAAAAGCAAUGUAUGCCACACCAGUAAAGACUAAAACGGCAAAUUCACAGCCGAAAAUCGAGUACGACAAUACAUUAACAGUUAACCAGAUAUCGAGCCAAGAAGGCAACAACGCAGCAAAUCCUCACAUUACUCAUUCAACUGCCCGUUCUCCAAAUACGAGGCACGACGACAGCACCGCAACGUCGUCGACUUUGGAGUAUGCUGAGUUGCAGUUUGGAAACAACACGGUGGGCCCUGCAGUUUCUUCUUCCGCUGCUGUCACGUAUGCUAGCAUAAAAAAAACAUAACUAUGAAGUUUACUCUUGACGAAGACGUUUAGCUAACAAGACUUUUGACUCGGUACUUAAACGAUUAUGCAAAAUUUGCGUAAACUUUGAAAUACAAGUAAAAUUUC